AUGUCCAGAUUUCGCUCGCAACGCAAGAAAAACGCCCGCUCUAUCGCUUCAGAAGACCCCUGGAGGGUCGAUACCCCGUUCGGCCCUCCACGGAUGUCCUCCUUUCCCGGUGGUGGGAUUCAACGGAUCCGCAACACACUUUCCAAGCUGUCACCCUCCGCUCGAGCAGAGAGAGAACUCCUGAAAAAGAAGAGCCAAUACAAAAUCCCAUUGACGGAAAGGAAUAUCGACACCCUGGUCACCAACCAGCUCUUUUCGGAUUCGUUCAGACCAGAACGGCAUACGGAGCAGCAAAUAUCCGCCUGGCUUGAGCGACUGGCAUAUUAA
Molecule: messenger RNA, 327 nt
Organism: Aspergillus udagawae
Lineage: Eukaryota; Fungi; Ascomycota; Eurotiomycetes; Eurotiales; Aspergillaceae
Exons: 1
Coding region: 1-327 (108 amino acids)
Source: RefSeq, a predicted model, not a curated record